Messenger RNA from Brenthis ino (lesser marbled fritillary), 588 nucleotides. Lineage: Eukaryota; Metazoa; Arthropoda; Insecta; Lepidoptera; Nymphalidae. The record is from the annotation of a GenBank genome assembly.
AUGAUGUGGUUCUUGUGCAUCACAAUACUCUUGUUUUGUGCUAAAGGGAAUGCUUCUGAUGAAGCUAAAGGCGACAAAAAUGUAGUUGUAGAUUGUAGCACAUUACGCUUAGGCCAAUAUAUUUGUCCAGAUCCUAGUAAAAACCAAAUUAACCCAGUCACUCAGCAGUUUUUUGGUUGUACUAAAGGAAAGGAUAUUCCAUCAGAAGGAGAAGCUGAUGUUCUAUGUAUAGCUGCAGAAGGAAUAAUUUGUAAUGACACUAAAAAUUCUACAUUUACAAGGAAAAUGCCCUGUAAAUGGACAAAUGGAUAUUCAUUGGAAGUUGCAUUAUUGCUGUCAGUGUUCCUUGGUAUGUUUGGAUUGGAUAGAUUCUACCUAGGUUAUCCAGGGAUUGGAUUAGCAAAGUUGUGUACUCUUGGCUUUAUGUUCCUUGGACAAUUAUUAGAUAUCAUACUUAUAGCAGCACAGGUUGUAGGACCUUCAGAUGGUUCUGCAUUUGUAAUACCAUAUUACGGAGCUGGGGUCACUGUGGUCAGAAGUGACAAUGAAACUUAUUUGCUACCGCAGGCAGAUUGGCACAAUAUUACC